AUGCAGCUGACGUUAGAACUUCUUCUGGCGUCGCUUUCUGCGGCUUUUGCGAUCGGCUACAGUACCAACAUCUACGGCAGACCUCAGUACUAUGACGUUGAACAGUACAAUCCUCUAUUUGGCACACACGACAAUGACAACAACGUUGAGUUGAGCUCUGGACGUCAAGACCACAAGAAAAACCGCGGAAAGAAGAACGACGACAGCAGCGAUGGUGAUGACAAUAAGAGCUUCCAACCGAAGAAAUACGAGAAAAAUGAUCAUGGGAAAAAAGAAUAUCGAAACAAAGACCAUGAAAAAAAAGACUAUGACAAAAAGGAUUAUGGAAAAAAAGACUAUGAUAGGAAGUACUCGAAAAAAGAAGUCAAGCCACGUUUGUUCAACUAUUUGCUUUAUUUUUUGAAAUGGUGAUCUCAGAUCCGGUCUGUGGAAGGUGCGACGACAUCAAAACGCGAAGAAGGUUUCCCAGGGACCGCGCCACUACUGCAGAGUGAGUAAGACUGAAGAUUUUCUAUAGUUAUUUUUAAUGAAAAUGAUAAAACAUUUUGAAAUUCUCCUUAAAGAGAACAGGCAGAGAUAAAAAUCUAUUGGAAUAUAAAUCGGUUUGUUGAAUUGCAAUGACAAAUAAGCUGUGGAAAAGGUAGAAUAUUGCUAUAGAGCCGUUUUGUGAGGACCACUGUGUACUUUUGGUUAUUCAAACUUUUCAUUUAAUUCAACUGAACUCAUAACUACAUAAAAGGUCUGAUCUUAUUGGAACUAUAAAAAAACAUAAAACUUCAGAAAGUACCGAAUUUUUUUAAUAAAUGUUUAAGGUACAUGUUGGACAAAAAAGGUUGCCGCUGGGCUUUAAUUACGUGUUCGGACACUGUUUCAAAGCUUCAGUUGGUUGCAAGCGACGAAAUUAUCGGAGAGGGAAUCAAUAUGCAGUUUUACGCUAAAUGUGAUGAUGAAAAGUGAGCUUUUUUUUUUUGAAUUACCCUAGAAAUUACAACCUUUUCGAGAACUUUUCAAUUAUUAUAUUCCAGGUGGAAAAUGAGAACAGUUCAACACGAGUGGGUCCGCUUCAAGGGCGCCGUCUGCAAGAAGCCGCCGUCCGAAACGUCGACCAGCACCACAUCCACAACAACGACUAAACCACCUGUCGGCGGUCCCUGA
Molecule: messenger RNA, 1155 nt
Organism: Caenorhabditis auriculariae
Lineage: Eukaryota; Metazoa; Nematoda; Chromadorea; Rhabditida; Rhabditidae
Source: the annotation of a GenBank genome assembly